Elgaria multicarinata webbii is the source of this 531-nucleotide messenger RNA. Its product is annotated as ferritin heavy chain A-like. Gene Ontology annotation, molecular function: ferric iron binding; ferrous iron binding. The record is from RefSeq and is a predicted model, not a curated record. The coding region runs from base 1 to 531 and encodes 176 amino acids. The transcript has 4 exons. NCBI's taxonomy places the organism in Eukaryota, Metazoa, Chordata, Lepidosauria, Squamata, Anguidae. Gene Ontology annotation, biological process: intracellular iron ion homeostasis; iron ion transport. Gene Ontology annotation, cellular component: cytoplasm.
AUGGCUUCUCAGGUGUGCCAGAAUUUCCAUGCUGAAUGUGGGGCUGCUGUGAAUCAAAUGGUGAACCUUGAGCUGCAUGCUAGCUAUGUGUAUCUAUCCAUGUCUUCCUACUUUGACCAUGAUGAUGUUGCCCUGCACCAUGUGGCCAAGUUCCUGAAGGAGCAGUCCCAAGAAGAGUGGGAGCAUGCCGAGAAGUUCCUGAAAUAUCUGAACAAGCGAGGGGGGCAUAUUGUGCUGCAGGACAUCAAGAAGCCGGAGUAUGACAAGUGGGGCAACUGCUUGGAUGUCCUGCAGAGGGCCCUGCAGCUGGAGAAGAAGGUGAACCAGGCCCUGCUGGAUCUCCACAAGCUGGCAACAAGGAAAGAAGACCCUCAUCUGUGUGACUUCCUGGAGUCUGAAUACCUGGAGGAGCAAGUGAAGGCCAUCAAACUCCUGGGAGACCACCUCACCAACCUGCAGCGCCUGGGGGUGCCCAAGAAUGGCACAGGAGAGUACCUGUUUGACAAGCUCAGCUUGGGGAAGAGCAGCUGA